AUGCCACACCGACCAGGUAACAAAAAGUCCAAUCCGAAUUCCUCCAAGAAACGAGCACCAGAGAAAAAGCCCCAAAGACAACAUCAACUGCAACAUCAGCGAGCCGAAGAAGAACCAACCCCCUUCGACAACCCCACCAACAUCAUCCCCCUCACCCUCCAACAACUCCUCCUAAACGUCUUCCAGUCCGCCCUCGUCCCAAACACCCCUGCCUCACAACAUGACCAACAGAACCAGCGCGACACGAACGAAAACGAAGGAGAAUUGGACCUGAAACCGCUCAUCCAGACGAUAAAAUCGCACCUCUACAACCGCGACUUCGACUCGGCGUUCACGGAUGCGAAUGAGGAGUUACUGCGCGCGUAUGCGCUGCGGUGGAGUGCUAGCCGGACACUUGGGUAUGCGGGUGUUUUCAAGGCUGUUUUGGGUCUGCUCUCUGAGGGGAAGGAGGGGAGGAAUGUUGAUGGGCAGGUUGUGUGUAUUGGGGGUGGUGCUGGGGCGGAGAUUGUGGCGUUGGCGGGGGUUUGGAGGGAUAUUGUGACUGCGCCUACGGAUGAGGGAGAGGGAAGGAGUACGGGAUUGAAAGUGACAGCAGUAGAUAUCGCGGAUUGGUCUGGUGUUGUUGGGAGGUUGGAUGGUGCGAUGCGGUCGCCCAAGGUGCUGGCGUCGAAGAGUCAUCCUGCGCCGUUAUUACCUGAUGGCGGCGGGGAUAAGUUCGGCGUCGCAUUCCAGAAAGCUGAUGUGCUUUCUCUUCCUGAAGAAGAGCUGAAAUCCCUCUACGGCCAGGGAACAGUCAUGGUAACGCUCAUGUUCACACUGAAUGAACUCUUUUCGACGUCCAUAGCAAAAGCGACUGCGUUUUUACUACGCACGACCGACGUUGUCGAGCCAGGGACCCUGUUUCUUGUCGUGGAUAGUCCGGGGAGUUAUUCCAGUUUGUCACUGGGCAAGACUACAGAUACAGGCGAGAAAGAGAAAGUGGAACGGAAGUAUCCGAUGAAGUUCCUGCUCGAUCACACUCUGUUAUCUGUUGCAGAGGGCAAAUGGGAAAAGAUCCUGUCGCAGGAUUCGAGAUGGUGGAGGAGAGAUGCAGCACGGUUACACUAUGAUGUUGGCGAAGGGGCUGGGUUGGAGGAUAUGAGAUUUCAGGUUCAUCUUUAUAGACGGCUGUAG
Molecule: messenger RNA, 1173 nt
Organism: Aspergillus chevalieri
Lineage: Eukaryota; Fungi; Ascomycota; Eurotiomycetes; Eurotiales; Aspergillaceae
Product: 25S rRNA (uracil2843-N3)-methyltransferase
Exons: 1
Coding region: 1-1173 (390 amino acids)
Source: RefSeq, a predicted model, not a curated record